UAUUUCUAUCAGACAUCAACAUAAAAAUUACGUGUAAUUACAAUUUAUUUAGAUUAUAAAAACAAAGACUUGCAUUUUGAUUGAGACAAAAGUUAAUUGUCCUUCAAAAUGUGUUGCCAUUGGAUAUGAAGCUGAAAGGAUAUUUACUGACAGAAUGGCUAAUAUGGACGACUCUUGGUAUUUCUUCAAGGAAUUCAAACUACUUUUAUAUAAAAAGGAUUUCAGAGAAGACAUGUUAAUAGACGAUGUAUGUGGAAGACAUUUUCCUUUUUUUGAAGUCAUGUCCAAGUUCAUCGAAGCAUUGAAAAAUCACUUCCUGGAUAGGAUGGCCAAAAAGGGAUUACACAUCCGGGAUAUAAUGUGGGUUUUAACAGUCCCAGCAAUUUGGUCAUAUGAAGGCCGAAACUUUAUGCGAAAAGCAGCGGAACAUUGUGGCAUCGAUGGCGAAAUGUUGGAAAUUGCUCUUGAACCGGAAGUUGCUGCUGUUUACUGUUUAAACCUUCCGCUUGAAGAGAGGAAGACAAUGUGGGACUUGGGGAAUAUUGGCCAGUCUUUUCUCGUAGCAGACCUUGGAGAAAUAAUGAACAGUACAAUUGGUCUGUGUAAACGUUCCUCAGAUGAUAUAAUCUAA
This is a messenger RNA of Ruditapes philippinarum (Manila clam), 631 nucleotides long. Its product is annotated as heat shock 70 kDa protein 12B-like. The coding region runs from base 155 to 631 and encodes 158 amino acids. Lineage: Eukaryota; Metazoa; Mollusca; Bivalvia; Venerida; Veneridae. The record is from RefSeq and is a predicted model, not a curated record. The transcript has 4 exons.